CUGGUCCCUGAGAAGAGGUGGAGCUAUGACGAGACUCAUAAAACCCAAAGCUUAUUCCUCAACUCACUGCCAAGGUGACGCGCUCAGCGGCUGGCGAGUACCUCCGACCUCCGCGGAUCACACACAGCGAGUGGUGGGCAUGAACACGGCCGGGUUCGGGAGUUUUUGGUCAAAGGUCUGCUCUCGGUUCCAAAUUUCCUCUCCAAAAAGAACUCAUCUGGCCAGAAGUAACGCGUAAAAACCCGGCACAGGACGCACAGACGCGAAGGAAGUCGGCUGCCUGUACUUGAUAUUUUCCUAUACCUGAGGAUAACUUUGUUCCACUUGAUAUACGGGCUAAAGAGGCAUUACAGAGCGAAUAUGACAGCCGGCUUGGGCCACUGAAGGAGUGAUAAUCGGUGACCGCACAGCCACAUUAUGCAGCAUCCUUUGGAAAUGGGGGCGCAUUACUAUCCUCCGGAGGUACAUGACCACAGAACUCAUCGCUACAGGAGUUUCAUGAUAGAGGAGAUCCUGACUGACCACCCCGAGCAUAAAGCGUCGACUCCGGCCGGGGAGCUCCUUAAAUUCGGGGUACACGCUCUCCUGUCCGCCCGGCCUUUCCAUAACCAGCUGGUGCUAAAAGCCGACCAGACGAGCCUCCUCAAGUUCCCCAUGUCUCCGCUCUCCUGCUCGCUGGGCUCCCCGCUCGGCUCCCCGCUGCUGUCCGCGGCGUCGGGCCUGCAGCUCGGCACGGCGUCUCACCACCUGCCGCUUGACCUGCACCUCCGCGGUAAGCUGGACCACGGGGCCGACGGGGGCAGCAAGACCAAGAAGGGCCGGCGAAGCCGCACCGUGUUCACCGAGCUGCAGCUCAUGGGGCUGGAGAAACGCUUCGAGAAGCAGAAGUAUCUCUCUACGCCUGAUAGAUCUGGCCGAGUCUUUGGGCCUCAGUCAGCUGCAAGUGAAAACAUGGUACCAGAACAGAAGGAUGAAGUGGAAGAAAAUUGUGUUGCAGGGAGGAGGCCUGGAGUCACCCACCAAACCAAAAGGCCGCCCAAAGAAGAACUCCAUCCCCAGCAGCGAGCAGCUCUCUGAACAGGAACGAUCUGCCGCUGACACUGACCGCCAAUCCGAAGGCUCGAGCUCCCAUGAGAACGCUCAGGAGGAAUGACCCCGGCCACUGCUCGCAGAUACUCUGGCUCUAUUACGCAGAGCCUCUGGGACGCUCAGUGUGUAUCUUUUGGAUGGAGCCAGACUCCAAAAACGGCAUGAAGAGGAUGUGCUAAUGCUCCCUGAAGCUGGGCCGCCUUGUGCAGGCUCCAAAGACUCGCAGGUCCCGCAAGAAGUCUAAACUGUACACGCCAACAUGCUCCAACAGCCAAUGUGUUUUUUUUUUUUUAUCGUAGCCCAACGUGCAUUCCCUCUUGAAGAACUUUCUGCUGUUGAGGAGGGAGCUCAAACCUUUGCAGUAGGUCUACCCUUUAUAUUCUAAGGAUCCACUCUCACUCAUCUGUUUUGCAUUCCCUUUGUGUAA
This is a messenger RNA of Perca fluviatilis (European perch), 1516 nucleotides long. It is a transcript of the gene barx1, whose product is annotated as BARX homeobox 1. Gene Ontology annotation, biological process: regulation of DNA-templated transcription. The coding region runs from base 418 to 1077 and encodes 219 amino acids. The transcript is spliced from 4 exons. Lineage: Eukaryota; Metazoa; Chordata; Actinopteri; Perciformes; Percidae. The record is from RefSeq and is a predicted model, not a curated record. Gene Ontology annotation, molecular function: DNA-binding transcription factor activity, RNA polymerase II-specific; DNA binding.